This is a messenger RNA of Equus caballus (horse), 1258 nucleotides long. It is a transcript of the gene PRSS40, whose product is annotated as serine protease 40. Gene Ontology annotation, biological process: proteolysis. Gene Ontology annotation, molecular function: serine-type endopeptidase activity. Lineage: Eukaryota; Metazoa; Chordata; Mammalia; Perissodactyla; Equidae. The record is from RefSeq and is a predicted model, not a curated record.
GUUGCCCGUCAGCCUCCGGGCGGCCACGCGCCGCGCUGUCCGCUCAUCCCGGACGCGGACCGGCCGGAUGGCGAGCGCCAGGGUUCCUGGCUCAGGCGCAGGAUGGCGGGGAGCCUGCGCUCUGACCGGGGCCCUGCUCUGGGGGCACCUACAGCUGCUGUGCGCUCAGUCACCCACGAACACUACGAGCGUGUGCGGGCAGCCUGGAGUCACUGGGAAGAUCUACCAUGGCGAGGACGCCCCUGACGAGCGGUGGCCGUGGCAGGCCAGCCUGCUCUUCCGUGGCCAGCACAUCUGUGGGGCCUCCCUCUUUGAUGCCCAAUGGGUGAUCUCUGCUGCCCACUGCUUCCAAAGGUCCCAUCAAGCAGAGGACUAUCGGGUCCUGCUAGGAUACCACAAGCUAGAAAAGCCCACCGAGCACAGCAUGAUGAUGACAGUGUAUCGACUCUUCGUCCACAAUGACUUUAACAAGAAGUACUUCAUGUCGAGGGACAUCACCCUGUUGCAACUGCAUCGGCCUGCAAAGUUUACUUCCCACGUCCUCCCUGUCUGCCUCCCAGGGGCUAACAUGACGGUGCCUGCCCAUUCCUCCUGCUGGGCUACUGGCUGGGGGAUGAUCACCGAGGACACUGUACUGCAUUCGCCCCGCCAACUGCAACAGGCAGAAUUGGGUAUCAUGAACAACGACGCCUGUAAUAUGCUUUUGGCGGAUCCAAACUCCGGUCAACGGCCUGUACAGGAGGAUAUGAUAUGCGCUGGGGACUUGAUGAAAGGAAAGUCCGUCUGCCGAGGAGAUUCUGGGGGCCCCCUGGUCUGCUUCCUCAACAACACCUGGUUUCUGAUGGGGCUGUCCAGCUUCAGCGCACCGUGCAAUGAUCCUGUGGGCCCCAGCGUCUUCUCCAAAGUCAGCUAUUUCGCCAACUGGAUCAGAGAGAAGCAGAGCUCCUCGCCCAGUCCCGACCCUAGUAUUGCUCCUCCUGAGGAACCACCUCCUGCUUUGGGUAACUCUGUUUCUCUGGGCACUGCCCACAAGCACAGGACCUGCGUCAUCCUUGUGUCUUCACAGACCUUCCUCCUAUGGUGGCUGUGCCUCAGGAUUCUGUGACAGACUCCAUGGUGCCUUCCCGGCCCUCCCCCAACAAACCUCUGUGCAUUAGCGCCAGUGGGUUCUGCGCUCUCCCUAAAUGUGUCCAUCUCUGCACCCUCCUGUCCAUCUGAGCCCUGCUCCAGGCCUGAAAAAAUAAAAAUAAUCAAAGAA